Molecule: messenger RNA, 543 nt
Organism: Penicillium soppii
Lineage: Eukaryota; Fungi; Ascomycota; Eurotiomycetes; Eurotiales; Aspergillaceae
Exons: 1
Coding region: 1-543 (180 amino acids)
Source: RefSeq, a predicted model, not a curated record
AUGAGCUUAGACCCCGAAAGUGGGCUUACUGCCAGUGAAGUGGCUAUCUCAUCUGCGCGACAGAUAUCCGAAAUCAUUCAGAUGAUGCGGACAGAGUACGGGAUGAAACAUGUGCACCAGUUCGCCAUGUACGCAGUGAAUGUUGCUCUAUAUACUCUGCUUGAGCAGUCUAGCUUCGACAUUCUGGACUCGGACUUCUUGAGCUUGACAAGCGCGUUCUCAGUCAUUGCGAAUCGCUCCCAAGUCGGGAAGAGUCUUUACCAUUUCUUCAAGUUGUCUGUACUGUCUCGAGACUACGGCAAUAGACUGCAAAAUCUAGAUGAGGUUCCAAAAGAGCUCAGGGAUAUCCUCAGUCAGAGCCACGGGUAUAAUCAAACCAGAGGAGCUGAAGGCGAUACGAACUAUAGCCAGAGUUUGGAAAAAAAUCCCCGGUCCAUUCCCUCCCCGGGAUUAAAGGAAAUGAUUGGAGAGUAUGAGAAGCUCAGCGUGGGCAAAGAACAGAGACCAUAUGACCUUUGUGAAUCCGGAAACUUUAACUUUUGA